AUGGAUCAGAUUAAUAAUACAAAGGAAUUUUUGCCUACUCCAGAAAACUCACCUAGACCUUUACGAUCACGUGCGCAGCGUUACAACCCUGGCCUGAUCUCAACGCGAUUAAACUACGAUGUUGAAAGUUUUCCCGGUGGGCCUCAUAUAACCAUCAAAGAAGACAAUGGUUAUCUACGGCCCAUCAAUGAGAAUGACUUUAGGAAAAGCCCGAGCAGUGACGCAUCUACUGUGCGUAAAGUUGAAGACCUUGGUUUCAGUGCAGCUGCCGCGACAUUCGACUUCGAAUCGAUAAAGGAAGAUGGUCGCCGCGCCCUUAAACGGCUUCUCAAAGAGCGUAAACCCUUUUUCAAUACCUCAAAUUCACCGAAGACCGCACGGUUUGAAUCGAUCCUUAGAGAACAGUUUGAAAAGAGUUUGAAAGACAGCGAACCAGAUGCGGGCGAAUAUCUUCCUCUCGAUAUGUUUAGAAAGAUAUUCAACCCUGAAUCCAUAAUGCUGCUUUUGCAAGAGAGGUAUCACUCUGCCUCGGAAGACGAGUUGUUGGAAAAAUUCCAGGACAUCAUCAGCGAAAACCCAAAGGAGACUCGAACGCGGAUUUUGGGCAUCCUUGUAGCGAUUGAGCAGCUCAGUCAUUUUGAGGAGUUCAUAGAUUUAGAGAUAUGGGACAACGACCUACCGUUUAGGGAAUCAAGAGAGUCGACUCCGAAUCCCAAGUCCAGGAUACUUGAUGGAUGGAGCCGAAACGAGCGUCUGCUAUUUUAUGAGAACCAGAGGGUCUUCUUUGUUCCUUUUUUCGAUAUUCACGAGAAUGGAGUGUGCUCUUAUGAGCUUGACCGCGGAACAAGGCUUCCCUGGCUCUCUAUAGAGACCAAGUCAACUGGUGGCACGGGACUAGUUCACCAAGUUGAGAUUCACCCUAGUCAUCACAACUUCUCCAAAUCUGGAUCUACAGAAAAUCCAAAGUUUGCGCUGAAAGAGAUAGAUGCGUCGGAGCAGCGUGCAUAUAGGAAAGAGCUCCACGCGCUAGAAAAGACGUGCGCACACGCACAAACAGAAAAUCAUUUGAUCAAACUUCUGCUUACUUUCCAACAUGGUAAUACAUUCUACCUGCUCUUUGAAUGGGCAGAUGGGAAUCUUCAACAAUUCUGGGACAAGAACACAUUCAUUGAGCGGACCCCUUCAAAUGAGUUAUGGGCAGCUCAGCAAUGCCUUGGCCUGGCGAGAGCAGUCAGUCGGAUUCACGGACUUAGUUCGUGGCAUGAGAUAAGGAGGAAAAGGAAGAGGUCAAACUCCAUCGAAUCCCAGAAUCAAGACAAAUCCGAAUGGGGAAGGCAUGGAGAUAUCAAGCCCGAGAACAUAUUGUGGUUCGAGGAACAUGGGACUCUUCGGAGACACCUAGUAAUCUCUGACCUGGGGCUUGCGCGAUACCACACUGAAUUCUCAAAAUCACUAGUUCCUCGAGCACUAAUUGAUGGUAUAACGUGGGGCUACCGGGCACCUGAGGUAGACUUCAGGGAAUCGAUAUCCCAGAAAUACGAUAUCUUCUCUCUGGGUUGCGUAUUCCUCGAGUUCUGCGUUUGGUACUUGCAAGGGUCACAACACGUGGUAGAUUUUGGUUUCGAGCGGGAGGAUCAAGAUGAGCCACUAUUCGAUGAUGUGAAAAAAGAUCAAUUCUUUUGCAUGAAAGGCGAUGGUAGCACCAUUGAGGAUGCAUGUUUGAAAGAGUGCGUACAAGACCGAUUGUCUGAACUAAAAGAAGGGACUAAUUUUACGAAGGGAAUGGCUGGCGUGAUUGAGGAAAGAAUGCUCCGCUGCAAUCCAUCAGAACGAUCGAGGAUUGAUCUUAUACGCGUCGAUCUCCAGCACCUUGUUGCAACAUUGAAAAUAUCACUUAUUGAGCAAAGUCCACAGGACUGGCCUCAAUUAUCUCCCAGUCCAAAUUUAUCUCCGUUGUCGGAUACGAACAACGCAUUGCGCAGGUACUCCUCGCAUUUAACACUUGACAGUCGAGAAGAGAUUUUAUCGAUCGAAAGAAGUGACAAGAACGGGGCCAUAUCACCCCGAUCCGAGCAAACACAACCCGGAGACUAUGAGCAGGACGAGGAUCACAGUGACUGUGAUGAGAUCUUCAUGGAGCCCAUGACCACCGCUACGGAGCCAGCCGUAGAAGGUAAGUUGCUACAGCCGGAGGUUCAGGAAGUAUCGGUGACCCCAUCAUCAUACUCUAUUGCUGAACCACAGGCCACACAAGAGCCUCAAGAACCCCCUACUACACAGAAACAGACGAUACAUUUCGGAGGUGACCAGGUUAUACCCAACAGGCUAUCAAAAACAACACGGUUCAGGCAUGCCAGGACCAAGUCAAAGCAAUGGGCCCGGGAAACUUGGAGCGGUGUCAGAGGUGUUUGGAAAUGA
This is a messenger RNA of Bipolaris oryzae ATCC 44560, 2418 nucleotides long. RefSeq lists its product as uncharacterized. Gene Ontology annotation, biological process: peptidyl-threonine phosphorylation; peptidyl-serine phosphorylation. The transcript is spliced from 3 exons. Gene Ontology annotation, molecular function: protein serine/threonine kinase activity; ATP binding. The record is from RefSeq and is a predicted model, not a curated record. Lineage: Eukaryota; Fungi; Ascomycota; Dothideomycetes; Pleosporales; Pleosporaceae. The coding region runs from base 1 to 2418 and encodes 805 amino acids.